ACUCUGUUUCCACUAUGGCACACUUCUCUGAGUAAAGAAAAGAGGAAGGUCCAAGUGACAUCACAAGGAAACACCUUAAAAGCCAGCUUCUAAUUCAAUGACAGGAGUGGAUUAUUUUCAGUGCUUGGCAAAAGAAGAAAAAGACAGCAACCGAAAUGAAUCGAUUCCUUCAGCUUCAGAUCCUUCAGCUUGUGUUGCUGGUACAGUGUCAGGUGUUUGCUGCAUUGAUCAAGCCAGGUGGAUGCCCACGCGCACAAAAAGUACUAAACAUGUACUGCUCGGAUAAAAGGAGGACUUUGGAUCGCUUAACUGCAGACAUUGCAAACGGCAUAGAAACGUCCCAUGAUGAAAGCAUUCUUCUUCCCCAUGGAAUAUUUGACAGAGUCAGAGGGACAAGAUGGCACGGUUGUAUUUUGAAGGAAAUAAUUUUGUUUUACACAGGGGUAUUGAAAAACUACAAAGGCCACAAAACAUUCACUGACACAGUUCAAGAAGACGUAAUGCACACCAUUUAUUCACUGCAGCAAUGUUUUGAAGUGGAGAAGAUCCCCUGUGAAAAUCUAAAGAAGAUGCCAGUAAAUGAGACUCGCUGUGUGAACACAUUGACGCCACGUGAAGUGACAAAACUUCAGAUUCAGAAGCUUCAGCGUGCUAGACAUCAGAAGAAUGAUGUGAAGAUCCAAGAAAAGGCCAUUGUCGAACUUCAGGGGCUUUCUUGUUACUUCAGUGACAGGUCACACAUGGAAUUUUGCUUCACUUAAUUGUGAACAAACUUUGGCAAAAUGUGAGAACAAAAUGACAGUGAAAAAUCUCAACCUGUCACCAAGUAGGAAUGUGUAUUGAAGCUCUUUAAUGGAACACAUAAGAUAUACUUUUAAUAUAUAUACUUAUUAAAAUAAUAUCUAUUAAAACUUAUGAAAAAUACUCCAUGGAUAAUACUUAAUAAUACCUGGAGUAAUGAGAGUUGGACAAAUAUUUGAUCGGAUUCUGAGAUUUGUAUUGUGGUUGCAAACAGAUUUCGAGUGCCAGAGCUGACAGUGACCGGCCCAAAGGCUUUCUCUGUAAGAAAUCCCGUAAUCUGCAGUAAAGACUUGUGUUUUUUCUGCUUUGCAUCUCUUGCCUUUGGAACAUGUGUUUGCAAAGGCUUACAGAAGUAUUUGAGCAAAUGUGAAUUCUGCAUUUUUGGAGUUCACGGUGAUAUUUCUGUUCCUUUUUAGUAGAAUAUGAUUCGGUGUUUGUAACAUUAAGCUGUGUGUAUCAAUUUAACUUAUUAUGCUAUGUCUUAACUAGUUUAUCUGUCCUUGUCUAGAAAAAUAUAGUAAGUAGAUUUUAACAUUCAACUGUAAUAAAAAAACAUUAAUCCUCUUGAAAAGUGAGACAAAAGACAGUAUUACUGUACAUUGCUUGUAAAACGAGAAACAAGUUUGUACUGGUUACAUUAUUUUGUAUUUUCUAAUAUGCUCUUUAAUAAUGUUCGGCAUGAACUAAGCAGUAAGAGUCACAAUGUGAUUAUAUUGCAAAACUAAUUGUAAAGUAGCUUUACUUCAAAAUAGCCAAAUGAAAAAAAUAAUUUUGAUGCUAUAUCUUACAAAGAAGCACGCUUGUAAUUGCUUGUAGUAGCUAAUGUACAGUACUUUCAAUGAAAGUUAGGCUCUCAAUUUUUUCUAUGUAAUCCGUUUUCCAAUGUAACGAAUCAAACGCAAAACAUUUUUAAUGCAAAGUUUGAAUUGCAAGCUAUUUAUUUUGAGAAACUCUCAAAGGAAUGUUAACUUUAUCAGCCACGCUUGAAAUUUUGUUACAAUGCAAGUGAAGAUUAAAGCUAACUAAAAUCAAAGAAGAUAAUGUGUGUUGUUUUCUGUAGUGGGCACAAUUCAGCCCUUUUCUACGCAUCAGUUCUUUUUAAUUUAAUGGACUGUCAAACGUCAUGAAUUACAUGAACAGCUAUAUCCAUUGAGUACUGGAAAUGGUACAUUUUUCAUUAAAAAUUUCAGUCAAAGAAUGUAGCUUCAAUACAACCCACUAAAGGUCAUUAAAGGUACAUGCCAAUUUAGGUUCAGCAGCCUAAGACAAACUCCUAAUAUUUCAGUGGUUGAGGCAUCUGAGAGGUAGAUCUGGCCUUGGCCUACCUGAGGAGGACGAGGCUACUGGAACCUCUGCCCACGAAGACUGGAUGAAAUGAGUCAGACGGCCGCUCAGUAGCUGGGGAGACUGGGGGACGACGUCUGUGAAGGGGGGGCUUGUGAGCUGUAUGUGUGUGCAGGCAGGUCAACGGUCUAUUCUUGUUCUGUCUUCCUAACCAGUGUUCCAAACCUUGUUUAGUAGUUAAUUCCUAACAAGUAACAGCUAUUUUUCACUACAUGUACCUCAUGUAAAAUAUCCCCUUAAAGUUUCAAAUCAUUUCCUGCCCCCUGUGUAG
Lepisosteus oculatus (spotted gar) is the source of this 2416-nucleotide messenger RNA. RefSeq lists its product as uncharacterized. Lineage: Eukaryota; Metazoa; Chordata; Actinopteri; Semionotiformes; Lepisosteidae. The record is from RefSeq and is a predicted model, not a curated record.